Messenger RNA from Coccinella septempunctata (seven-spotted ladybird), 869 nucleotides. It is a transcript of the gene PIG-F, whose product is annotated as phosphatidylinositol-glycan biosynthesis class F protein. Gene Ontology annotation, biological process: GPI anchor biosynthetic process. Lineage: Eukaryota; Metazoa; Arthropoda; Insecta; Coleoptera; Coccinellidae. The transcript is spliced from 2 exons. Gene Ontology annotation, cellular component: endoplasmic reticulum membrane. The record is from RefSeq and is a predicted model, not a curated record. The coding region runs from base 145 to 840 and encodes 231 amino acids.
ACUUAUUCUAUGCUUUCAAAAUAUUUUCAGGUUAGAUUGAAUGGGAAAGGUUAAUCUUUGGCUAGAUUGUUGAUUUUUACCUUUUCAUUGUUUGUUGAACUUAAAGGACUGAUAUAUCUAAUAUAUGCCAAGGAUAACUAUAACAUGUUUGCACUAGCACCCAAAGAUAAAUACAGUCCUGUAGUAACAAAACUUAAUCUAUUCACAGUAUUCUACGUCCCAGUAUUAUCUAUUAUCAUUUCUCUAACCGACAAUCAUUUCAAACUUGGUAAAUUUGAAAACUUAUCAGUUGUAUUGGUGUUGGGAGGCUUAGAAUAUGCAAAAUAUUACUUUUUCAAGUCGACCUUAACAGAUGCCGAUACGAAGAGUAAACGAAAGAAAUCUUCGAAACUAGAAAGAACAUGGAAGGUUCUAUCAUUCAAUGUACAAAUGGUUUGCGUUAUCUAUGUAGUCGCAGUUUUGUUGGGUGCACAACUGUUGAAUAAAUUUCAAGAAACCUUAAUGCUUGCAGUUCUUAUAACAACAUUGGCUAUUUUUCCGAUUACUUUGUAUACAGAAGUAGAUGAUUUAUUUCAGUUACUAGGAAUGAUAACGAUGAUGCCUUCAAAUUCAUAUUCAAAUUUGUUUAUUAGUCAAUUGCAAACUACUUUAGUUGGAGCAUGGUUAGGUGCUACGGUCAUACCCUUAGACUGGAAUAGAGAAUGGCAAGUAUGGCCUAAUUCUUGCAUUUAUGGAGCUUUAGCAGGUUUUUAUGUAACAAAUAUUUACUUCUAUAUAAUUCAUUCUACUAAAAUUGUGUUUAGAAAUAAAAAAAACCACAAAUUUGAGAAUGUCUUGUAGAUUAUACCAAUAAAUUAACAGUCACAUUA